Messenger RNA from Syngnathus acus (greater pipefish), 2365 nucleotides. It is a transcript of the gene eif2ak2, whose product is annotated as eukaryotic translation initiation factor 2-alpha kinase 2. NCBI's taxonomy places the organism in Eukaryota, Metazoa, Chordata, Actinopteri, Syngnathiformes, Syngnathidae. The record is from RefSeq and is a predicted model, not a curated record. Gene Ontology annotation, molecular function: double-stranded RNA binding; ATP binding; protein kinase activity. Gene Ontology annotation, biological process: protein phosphorylation.
GACUCACUGCGGUAUACAGCUUCCCAUUGCAACACCUCCUUGGUGAUGUGCAUAGCGAGUAUAUGAAAAACUAACCUUAUUAUUAUCCACAUCGCGAAUAGAGGCUACGGAUUUAUCCGGGUCAUUAAUUUUAUUGAAAGAUUUUACCGUGUGUUCGGGGAUUCCGUAAUUUUGGAUUGUACAUGAAGGCAGCAAGCAAGGGCAGGAAGUUUUCUUUUCGCGAAAGUGAAAUCGAAACCGUCGAAAUCACCAGUUUCGGGAUACUGAAGUGGGGUUGACACCGCAACGACAUCUCAAUAGGAACGAUCCAGUUUUCUGAUUUAUGAUGGACACUGAAAAUUACGUAGCGAAAUUGAACGAGUACUGUCAGAAAAGAAAUCUGAAACUAAACUACGAGGAUGUCGGAACCGAUGGCCCGGAUCACAUUAAGACAUUUUCCAUUAGAGUUGUUGUCGAUGACAAGGCAUAUCCAGAAGGAGUGGGAAACAAUAAAAAGGAGGCCAAAAAGAACGCUGCUAAACAUGCUUUACAGAUCUUAAUGAAGAAGACGCAUACAUCAGAAGGUUCUAUUGGUCCAGUUUGUCCAAAAGAAACAAAUUAUGUGUCCUGGCUCUAUGAAUAUGGUCAGAAAAUCAAAAUGAGUGUCAGAUUUAUGGAGUCCGCAAGUCCUGAAUCAUACAAGUCCUUUCAAUGUCAGUUUUUUGUUGGGGAGAUUGACUAUCCACUUGGCAAUGGGAUAACAAAGAAGGAAGCUAAGGAAGAAGCUGCAAAGCAUGCAUAUCAUGCCAUAUAUGAGGCGUCAGCGACUGAAGGUGAAAACCCCUCUGGUUCUUGUAAUCAACAAAAGGAGGAAAUGUCAGCAAUCAGCAACAAGACACUGAGUUCAAAGACUGAAGAUGAUGUCGUUGUCGAGAAAAAUUAUAUUGGAAUUAUAAACGAGUACUGUCAGAAAAGACAGCGCAGGCAUAAUUUCAUCGAAGUGGAGAGAAUUGGCCCAGCUCAUAACCAGAAAUUUUCCUUCAAAUUAGUUAUCGAUGACAAGGACUACCCUGUGGGUAGAGGAAAGGCUAUCAAGGAAGCCAGGCAAAAUGCUGCUGAGUUGGCCCUUUCUGUCCUUGAAAAAGAAGACAAUGAGGUCUUACAGUCUCCUGCAUGUGCCGAUAGUACAAAAAGCAGCCCAAACUUGUGUAAAUCCCUUGCAACAACUUCAAGCAUUUCAGUAGAGUUUGCUGAGUCUUCUCCCAAAGAUCAGAUCACUCCACCCAAGAGUCAAAGUCCAGGCUGCAAAGCCAGAAGGAAAAUUGCAGCCAAUUUUCCAAAUGCUAAUAGACAACAGAUAGAUUUUAAAGGCUGUGAAGAUAAUUGCGGACGAAAUUCACCGUCAACCACUUCGAGGUUUAAAGAAGAUUUUGAGUGUCUAGAAGCCAUAGGCAAUGGAAGCUUUGGAUUUGUUUACAAGGCAAAGCACAAGCUGGACGGAAAGCACUAUGCUGUGAAGAAGGUUAGCAGUGAAGAGUAAAAAAAUCUAAACCGAGAGAUAGACGCUUUAUCAAAGCUUCAACAUAGCAAUAGUAGAUACUACACGUGUGGAUGGAAGAUUCCUAUGAGCAGUGAGUCUUCUAUCCCAAAUUCCUCUCAAAGGUUCCUCUAUAUUCAGAUGGAGCUGUGUGAAAAAACCCUCCGAGAUCGUAUUGAUGAUAUGGAACACCGAGAACUAAGGAAACUCUGCAAAGAAGGAAUCUCAGUGUUUGAAAUUAUACAGCAAAUAGUCGCAGGAGUCGAAUACUUUCAUGCCAAAAUUAAUCACAGAGAUUUGAAGCCUGCCAACAUCCUGUUUGGACUGGAUGAAAUAGUGAAGAUUGGGGAUUUUGGCCUCGUUACGGUUGAUACUGACAGUGAGGACAAAAGCUUGAAAAGGGGAACCCUGAGUUAUAUGGCGCCUGAGCAGAAAGACAAAGCUACUUACGGCAGAAAAGUAGACAUAUAUGCCUUGGGUCUGAUUUAUUUUGAGCUCCUCUGUCUACUGUUUACCCCAUACUGAAAGAGAAAAGCACUUUGGGAUGAUGUCAGAGACCAGAACCUCCCUUCAGAGUUUUCAUACAAUUUCCCCAUAGAGCAACAAAUUAUCAAGUCAAUGCUUUGCUUGAUGCCAGAAGACCGGCCUGAAGCCAGUCAACUCCAGACCAACCUUAAGGAGUGUGCUAAUGCACUUAAACUUGCAAAAGAGAGAAAGACUCUCUAAUUCAUCCAUUGCUUCGAGAACAGGGGUUUUCAGCUAGUUUUGUUCUAGGGACCACCAUUAUAACCAAGAAGCAACUUGGGACCACUGCUUUAGCAGAAUAUUAUUUUGUUUUGCACCGAAGGA